CACACACACUCACUCCCCAGGAUCUAGAGACUACAGUCCACACACACACACACACACACUCACUCCCCAGGAUCUAGAGACUACAGUCCCCAUCGGUCUCCACCCGCGCCCUGUUGGGAAUCGCCUUUCGGAGGAGCUGGGAAGGCAUUGUGGUUCCGCAAACAGCCACGUUUCAUGGAGCUAGGAGAGACUUCUGCGUCCCCGAUGGAGCGAAAUCCCAUCCUCCAGAACGUAGAUCCAGAGCGCCGAGUAAUUCAAAGGCCGAAGUCUCAAGAGGAAGAGCAGAAGGAGGCCAUUUCCAGCCUGGAUAACUCUGACCCAUUAGGCGUACGCGAGAAACUGUUCAGCAAAUCCAAUUCCCACACUCCGAAGGAGGGAGAGAAUUUGGAAAACAAGCCGAAAAAGGAAGAACAGGCAAGGAAAAACAUGACUCAGCCCCUUCACAGUGGAGCAGGCGAUGUAAACAAUGCACCCAAAGGCAAGAGGAAACUUGUCUGCAGCCGUUGCAAAAAAAGCUUCAGAAGUACCUCCUACCUUAUUGCUCACGAGAGAAUCCACACCAGAGCGAAACCGUGUAAGUGCCAUCGUUGCGGGAAAAGCUUUGGCAAGAAAUCGACUCUGGUUGCUCAUCGGAGAAUCCACUUGGAGGAGAGACCGUACAGAUGCCGCGUGUGCGGGGAAAGCUUUCGGCAGAUUUCAAGCCGCGUCACCCACGAGUGGAUCCAUACCGAAGGAAAAUUCAACGCCUGCCCGGAGUGCGGGAGGAACUUCCGUCUGAAAUCGAGCUUGGUUUCCCACCAAAGAAUCCACAUGGGAGGGAAACCUUACGCGUGCUCGGCCUGCGGGAAACGUUUUAGCCAGAGCUCUAACCUCAUUGCCCAUGAGAGAAUCCACACGGGGGAAAAACCCUACCCGUGCCCUCACUGUGGGAGAGGUUUCGCCUGCAGCUCCAGCCUCGUCCGGCAUCAGAGGAUCCACGCGGGAGACAAACCGUACGGAUGCACGGCCUGCGGGAAAACCUUCCGCUGCAAUUUGAGCCUCAGCAGGCACUGGCGCACCCACACGGGGAAGAAACCCCACCAAUCCCCCGAUUGUGGGAAAACCUUCAGCGUGAGCUCCCAACUCGGCAUGCAUCGGAGGACCCACACGAGAGAGAAACCCUACGAAUGCUCAGAGUGCGGGAAAAGGUUCGGUGUGGCAUCGAGCCUUAAUGCCCACCAGGGAACGCACGGAGGUACAGAGCCUUAUAAAUGUUCUGAGUGUCCCAAAAGCGUUUAUUUGGGGUCGAGUCUCGCAGCUCACAAGAAAGAGCAUGGAGAAAAGGCAUUUGACUCCAUAGAGUGUGGCAAAACCUUCACCGGCAGCUCCGGGCUCAUCUGCCACCCGAGAAUUCACACAGGGGAGAAACCCUUCCGUUGUGCCGACUGCAGGAAAGGCUUCAUCUUGAGCUCCAACCUUGUUGCCCACCAGCGAACGCACAUGGGAGAAAAGCCGUACCAGUGCUCGGAAUGUGGCAAAUCCUUCAGCGUGAGCUCGAAGCUCGACAUCCAUCAGAGGAUCCACACGGGGGGGAAACCGUAUGUGUGUCCCCAUUGCAGCAAGAGCUUCACCUGCAACUCCGCCCUUAUCCGGCACCUGAGGAUCCACACCGGAGAGAAACCCUAUCAGUGCUCGGAGUGUGGGAAAAGGUUCAAUCUGAAUUCGAAUCUAGUCGUCCAUCAAAAGACCCACGCAGGAGGGAAGCCCUAUAAAUGCAUUUAUUGUGGAGAAAGUUUCUAUACAAGGCCACAUUUUGUAGAGCAUCAUAAAGCCAGACAUUUGGAUGUUCUAAAUACGAAAACAGCCGAAAGCAACGUUAAUUCCAAAUCCAUUAAUUACCAAAUAAACUAUGUGGGAUGGGGUUGAUUAAAUUGAGGAGGAGGAGCCUGAAUCCACCGGAAAACUUUACAUCAGAGGUCUCCAAACUUGGCAACUUUAAGACUUGUGGACUUCAACUCCCAGAAUUCAGAAUUCUGAGAAUUGAAGUCCACAAGUCUUCAAAGUUGUCAAAUUUGAAGCCCCCUGCUUUUACACGAAGUGUUUUGCAAUAUUCCGUUGCUUGCACCCCUAAGCCUUAUAUUUGGACCGUGCUAGCCAUUUAUUGGAUGUUUAGGGAUCCUAAAAGUCCACCCUUCUUUGGGUUCUGCACCUAUAUUUUUAGAGAAACAAUUUCAAGGGAGGUAGAAAGUGCAAGGGAAAAAAAAAUCUUUUUUGCUUAUCCACAUUGCACCUUCAAGUAGCAAAGCUCCAAAGUUGUAAAAAUGGGACUAAUUCGAUAAAAAUCAGAACUACUUUUUUUUUAAAAGGGAGAGAAACUAUGGACUUGUUUUUUUAUACAGAAGAACCGUUUGUGAUGCCCAGAAACAUUGUUUAUUUCAAUGCCUGGCUUUUAAAAAAAAAAAAAAAGUCACAACAGGAAGAGGAAUUCUGCUGGUUGUGAGGAAUUCUGGGAAUCGGAAGUUCCACCCAUCUUAAAGUUGCCAAGUUUAAAAAAAAACAACACUGAUCCAUAAUGUCAUGAUCUAGGGAGGGCCUGGUUGUUGGAGGGAGUGUCUGCCCACCCCAUACCUUUUACUCCCAAUGGUAAGAUGGGCAGUGUAUACAUUUAAUAAAUAAAUAAAAAUAAUCCAGCAGAAUCAGGUUCCACAAAUUAAGCAAUGGCCUCUAAUGAGACCCAAGAAACCAGCUGUCAAGAUAUUCUCCCUAAGAAUCCAUAUGGCACCCAUCCUGGCUUGGGGAAUUCUGGAAGUUGAAAUGUCCACACAUCUGAGAUUGAGAAACACUGAUUUAAAUAAAUCCUUAAAACCUGGCUGCUUCUAGAAUGUUGUGAAU
Messenger RNA from Notechis scutatus (mainland tiger snake), 2871 nucleotides. The record is from RefSeq and is a predicted model, not a curated record. NCBI's taxonomy places the organism in Eukaryota, Metazoa, Chordata, Lepidosauria, Squamata, Elapidae.